Molecule: messenger RNA, 1937 nt
Organism: Periophthalmus magnuspinnatus
Lineage: Eukaryota; Metazoa; Chordata; Actinopteri; Gobiiformes; Gobiidae
Gene: lhfpl2a
Product: LHFPL tetraspan subfamily member 2a
Exons: 4
Coding region: 458-1135 (225 amino acids)
Cellular component (GO): membrane
Source: RefSeq, a predicted model, not a curated record
GGGAAAACGUGCCACCAUCUCCAAGAGGAAAAAAGUAGAAGGGCAACGCUGACAGCACUGAAGUAAACUGCCACUGCUCCAGACAUAACGGAUCCAUAAGUUUGUGGACUUAGCGCGGGCCACAGCCUGAGCCUGAGCGCGAUAAUUCAAGGAACAGAGGGGUCAUACAGCCAGGGACUCACUGGAAUUCCUCUUUAUCAUCUGCAUCAACUAUUGGGCACACACAACAAAAAGGUGUGUCUGAUGUGAUGCCAGCGGGCUGGCUCAAGGAACUCACCUUGAGUACAAUGUAGACACCAAAAAUAAUUAGACAGAAAAGUCUAAGGACCAGCGAGUUAAAGGAGCAGUCCAUCUCCACAAGAGGAGAAGAAAGAGUCUGAAUAAUUCUUUCAGUGUUGAUCACACACCUUUCUCCUGCUACUGAGUCUGAAAGCUGCACCAGACGCCCAUCAUCAUCAUGUGCCAUGUCAUUGUCACCUGCCGCUCCAUGUUGUGGACUCUGCUCAGUAUUGUGGCUGCGUUUGGGGAGCUCAUUGCCUUCAUGAGCACAGACUGGUUGGUUGGAUAUCCACGCACUCCAGAUGCAGUCUUUGGCCCCCAUGGGGCUACCACUGCAGGAGAGGCAUACAGGCCCACACUUGGAAUCUAUGGCCGCUGUAUCAAACUGCCUCACCUGCAGAGGGGCAUCCUUUGUGGACCAUAUGCUGUACACUUUGGGGAGAUAGCCAGCGGGUUCUGGCAAGCUACAUCAAUUUUCCUGGCAGCAGGAAUCCUGCUCUUAUGUGCAGUGGCAUUCAUCUCUGUUUUCACUAUGUGCUUCCAAAGCAUCAUGAAGAAGAGCAUCUUCAACGUCUGUGGACUUCUGCAAGGGAUAGCAGGAUUGUUUCUCAUCCUUGGACUCAUGCUGUACCCUGCUGGAUGGGGUUCAGAUAAAGUUCAGCUGUACUGUGGUCCUGAUGCUGCUCCAUAUCGGGCUGGGCUCUGCUCCAUGGGCUGGGCCUUCUACACUGCUAUGGGGGGCACCGUGCUCACCUUCGUCUGCGCUGUGUUCUCCGCUCAAGCCGAGAUUGCCACGUCCAGCGAUAAAGUCCAGGAGGAGAUUGAGGAGGGCAAGAGCCUCAUCUGCCUCCUCUAGGCACUUUGAUACAACACUUGCCCUUGUGCUUUGUUCCCAUGAGGCCACUGUGUUGUUUACCACUAAGACUGAUUCUAUGUGUGGGAAAAUACUUCCAAUUAUAUUUUCCAUUGUCUUUCUGCCACUAGAGGUGCAGCAUCCUUCUGCCUGUCUUGUCUUUUGUCAUGCUCUGUAAACAUGUGUAAUUAUAUAUUUGUACAUAAUUAUGGUGCAGAAUGCUGAUCAGCAUCAUCCAGGCUGGGCUGAGUAUGUCACUCCUGCCUUAAACACUGGUGUUUUUCUUUUGUCACCAGACCAUACGACCAGCAAACCUGUAUCUCUUCUCAUGUGCCAAGUGUGUGAGUAAUAACAAGGGAACCACUACUAGUCUCAAUUACUCAAUGGCCUAGUCUAGAGUGGAUGUCCUUAAAGCUAAGAGAAUGUACUGUCCUUUGAAUGAUUGCAGAUUUUUAUUGUAUAGUUAAAAAAUCAUAUGGACUGCACAAGUGCAAACAAAGCCAGCUCUAUGAUGCAUUUUGUUUGUUCUUUAUUUUAUUAAUGAAGUGAUCUUAAAUCUAUAACUAAGGCUAAAAGAUCUGAAUAAAGUCUGUGUGUCUGGGCCUUUACAAACAUCCUUGUAUCUGUGCCCAAAUAUAUGAACUUAACAAUGAGGAAGAAGACAUUUUCUUAAGUAUUGCUGUUAUUAUCAAAUGUCUUAUUUCAGGGAGAGCUGUCCAACCAGCAAACUGGAGUUUGUCUAGUCAUAGUGUUUUGUCCAUUCCAGUUUGUUUCUGCCAGACAAAUAAAGAGAAGGGAAGAAUGA